This is a messenger RNA of Conger conger (European conger), 2653 nucleotides long. RefSeq lists its product as uncharacterized. Gene Ontology annotation, molecular function: RNA binding. Gene Ontology annotation, biological process: DNA damage response; protein polyubiquitination; regulation of double-strand break repair. The record is from RefSeq and is a predicted model, not a curated record. The transcript has 7 exons. Gene Ontology annotation, cellular component: nucleus. Lineage: Eukaryota; Metazoa; Chordata; Actinopteri; Anguilliformes; Congridae. The coding region runs from base 508 to 1425 and encodes 305 amino acids.
CGUCAUCAACAUGCGCAGUUCUGCAACAGGAGAAGGGAUGUGUUUUUAGCAUUUUAAGUAUGUGAUUUACUGGUAACAUUAACUAGAAUUAAAUUAAAUAUACAUUUCAUUAACGGUAGCUUUUCUGUAAAAGAGAUGAUAAUAUAAUAUCUCAAUAGUUAUGCACAAUAAUAUUUUCUUAGAUAUUAUCAAUGAUCAACAUUGACUUGAUCUAAUGUUACUCUCGCUAACUAACGUUAGAUAGCUUGUACUCUUGUUAUCCAAGAACGUUAAGUUAGCUAUCUAAUGUUAGGUAUAUUGGGUGUAGUUGCAAAAAAAUGUAGCUUGUAUAAGUUAUAUUCCUGCUAUCUCAAUGCCAUUGUUUACAUUUUUACAUGACAAAUUAGACCGGAAACAUUGCAGCAAAUGCUGUGAUAUGUUUGUUUACAUUUGCUAUUUUAGCUACCUAAGUUAGCGAAAUGUUUUGAAAAUGCCAAAAGCAUACGAACACAGAAAACACUUGAAUGCAUGUUGAAUACGCCACUCAUUAUGGAGGAUGAGGAGGAACUCGAGAGGCUGGGCGAGAAGUUGUAUGGCCUAAUCUAUCCUAGGCACGCGGAAAUGGCAGGGAAACUGACAGGGAUGCUGCUGGAGUUGCCUGGUCCAGUACUAGCACAGAUAUUGCUGGAUGAGGCCAUGUUGACCGAGGCUCUGAAUAAAGCCUUAAGUGCUCUCCAGCCACCCAGAGAAGACAGCAGUGAGGUGGAGCGCCAGGGGGAGGAUCGAGCAUCCACUUCCUCAGACUCGCUGGGGGAGCAGCUGUACAAGCUCGUGGACGUCUACGACACUGGCCUCACAGAGAAAAUUACAGGCAUGUUGCUGGAGCAAAAGAAACUGGAGGUGCAGAAACUCCUCUCCAACCCUGGUCUUUUGGAGGAAAGGGUUAAUAUUGCAUUGAAAAUACUGGAGGAACAGAGCUCAGAGGAGACGGACGUUAGUGACUUCUCAGAUCCCGACGACGCAGAGAGGUUGGGGGAGAAGCUGUUUGCGGUUGUGCGACAGAUCGAUACAGCAAAGUGUGCUGACAUCACUGGCAUGCUGCUAGAAAUGGACCAUGAAACACUGAGGGAAGUUCUGAGUGACCGGGCCAUGCUCGAGACAGCUGUGCAUAAGGCCCAGUCAGCACUGCUGGGACACCACAGUCACGCUCCCUCAGAUGGAAACGACAGUCACACUCUCUCAGAUAAACACUACAGUCACGCUCCCUCAGAUGGAAACGACAGUCAUACUCUCUCAGAUAAACACCACAGUCACGCUCCCUCAGAUGGAAACGACAGUCACACUCUCUCAGAUAAACACUACAGUCACGCUCCCUCAGAUGGAAACGACAGUGCCCUCUCCUCAGGGACCGAUUCUUCAGAGAGCAGACUUGAGCACAGGACUUGACCGAUCCAAACCACACACAGUGUCUGCUGGAGUGAAGAAGCAUGGACAAACUACCGCGUCUCUCUAGCAGGGGCUUGAGAAUGAACCUUUACUGAAUAACUCUUCAGCAAUGACUUCUGUACACCACUACAGAACGUGUGGUACUGAGAGCCACUGAGUGCCACUGGCAACAGAGCAACUAGAUAAAUCCAGUCUUCAUAGUGCACUUUUUAUGAAGAGAAGAUAUAUUGUGCCACGUUCAUGAUUCAUAAUCUGAUUACAAGGUUGAUAAAAGGCCUUACACCCAAUGCUCAUAUAGUAAUUAUGCACGUUGUAGAGCAAAAUAUAUUUAUUUUCUAAUUCAAUAGAUCAGUAAUGUUAUUGUGUAAUAUAGGAGAAUGUCUGUUUUAAUGAAUAUUUUCGACUGUGCCACUUUACACACAAAAAGCUGUCAUUUAGGAGGUUUCAAUGUCACGCCCAUUAUUUCAUAACCAGGCAUCUCCUCACGAAGGGGGUCAACAUUUUGCACAUAAGCUGGUGAAUGUCAUGAAAACCUGUGAAUGAGCUACAGUACAGGGAAAGAAUGUGUUCUGCUGUGGCACUUAAACCGCGAAUACUCACUGAAGAAGCAUCAGUGAUAACGUAUGCGUUAUCUUGGGCAUUUAUAUUAUUAUAGGACGUUUCAAACUUGCACCUGGUGACCCACUACAUAUGCCGGUUUUUGUCCUUGCCACAAUCGCAACUGGGGACAGAUUUUGUCAUGAAUGUCGAUGUAUGCCAUAAAUAUUCUGCAUCUUUUAAUCAGAUGAGCAAAUGCUUUGUUUUUCUGCUGUAUGACAUGAUUUCUUGAGAAAGAUGUUAUAUUUUAGAAUAUAUGCAGUUCUAGACUGACUGGUCUUCAUGCAUUGUGGUCCUUGCUGAAAGUAUGGUCACUUGGUAACCUAUAUCUAUUUGCGAUAUAGAGUUACUAACCGUGCAAUUGGUAGUGAGCUAAACCUGCAAUGUUAUAAUUCGUUAAAGUACAACAGUGUUAGAACUAAAACAUAUUUUAAUAUCAUUAUAAUGACUAUGACAAAAACCAGUUUACACCCAGGUCCGUGUUUGAAAGCCACCAUGUAGUUAAUGAAUGCUGUAUGAACAAUGAAAGUUAACAUUGUAAUCAUUUAGAAUUUCGCUCCAAAAUUGCUGUCAAGCUUCACUAGGAAAAUGAUGUCCAUUUAUUUACAAUAAAUGUCUUUAUUAUUAUUAU